Messenger RNA from Striga hermonthica, 903 nucleotides. Lineage: Eukaryota; Viridiplantae; Streptophyta; Magnoliopsida; Lamiales; Orobanchaceae. The record is from the annotation of a GenBank genome assembly.
AUGCUUGGAGUAUUCUGCGCACGUCCCCGGCCGCUUCCCUUUUUCUUCUUAUCCGCCCUUUCUUCCUGUGCCGUCGCUCCUUUCCACCGCCUGCUCAGGCCGUCACCAGAUGUUGGAGAUCUUGCCAUCCCUCUUUCCAUUCCCGGGCGCUGCGGUCCAGCCGCCUCCGUCUGGCACACGAUCCUCCCUUCCUACUGGCGUCCAUGUCAGUCAGCGGUGCUGAGCCGCCACGAUCACUGCGCGGUGGGCGAGGGCUCGUGGAAUGUGACGUGGGACGCGCGGCCGGCGCGGUGGCUCCACCACCCAGACUCCGCCUGGCUUCUAUUUGGCGUCUGUUCUACCCUAGCUGCCGCCACCGUGCCGCCGUUGGCUGCUAAUUCUGAUCCGGAAUCGAUUUCGGAACCUGCGGAUCUAUCUACGAGGGAUGCAUCUUGUAAUUAUAGGGUCGUAGGUGUUGAAGCGGAUGGGAGGUGUUUGUUCAGAGCAAUUGCACAUAUGGCAUGUUUGCGAAAUGGGGAAAAAGCCCCCGAUGAGAAUACUCAGAAAGAGCUUGCUGAUGAAUUGAGAGCUCAAGUGGUAGAUGAGCUGUUAAUGAGGAGGAAAGAUGUAGAAUGUUUUAUUGAGGAAGAGUUUGAUUUAUAUGUGAAAAGGAUUCAAGAGCCUUGUACUUGGGGUGGAGAACCUGAGUUGCUUAUGUGUUCACAUGUUCUCAAGACGCCUAUUUGUGUCUUUAUGAAAGGGAGAAGCUCAUCAAGCUUAACAAAGAUAGCAAAUUAUGGCGAAGAGUAUAGAAGAGAUGGGGAGAAGUCCAUCGAUGUUCUGUUUCAUGGUUAUGGUCAUUAUGACAUCCUAGAAGAUGUAUCAGACUUUAGACUUGAAGGAGGCAAUAAUCUCUUGCAAUAA